UGUAUGGUAUAGAUGUGAUUUCAUGGAAUGAAUGUGAAAUUGAUAAGUUAGAAGUGGGCCAGAAUUAGAGUAGCAAGGAUGGCACUGAGUGCACCGUGGUGCACAGCAGUUGAAGCCUUGAGAGGUGACAUGGGAUGGAGCACCUUUAGGGAAAGACUCACAAAAGCCACACUUAGGUACAAGAUUAGGCUUGAGAGAAUGGAUGAUGCAAGAAUAGCAAGGAAGGUGUACCUGUGGAAUGAAAGUGGAAGCAAAUGGAGGAAGAGAUGCAUGAGAAUGACAGACAGGAAUGGAUUGCAAGUUGUGUGGGUGAUAAGAAUGGCUGGGAGGAAUCAAAAUGAGCGUGAAUGGGUGGUAACAAGAGGCAGAGUGGGAGCCGAAUGGGAUGUGAGAAAAUGGAAGAAUGAGAUAGACAAAGAAGUGAAAUGUGUGGGAGUGAAUGAAUGGAAGAAUGAGAUGGAAAGAAAGAAGACCUUGGAAUGGUACAAGGAGAAAGAGGCCCUGAGGUAUGAAAGGUGGUAUGAUGGAAGCCUGGGCGGUGAUCUUCUCUUCCGUGCGAGGGCACAGUGUAUGGAUGUGAAUGCAAGGAGUUACAGGUGGUCUGAGUCCGGCAGCAAAGUGUGCCAGAUGUGUGACAUGGGAGAGGAUGAGACGGUGGAACAUGUGGUGCUGGAGUGUGUGAAGUAUGCUAGAGACUGGAAUGAGAUGAUGCAAGUGAUACUGACUGAGUUAGGGCAUGAUAGGAAUGAAGGAGUGGAGAAGACAGGAAAGGAAUGGAUGGUGUUGUUGCUGGGACUGUAUAGAGAGGCGAAUGAAAGAAUGAUCGAGGCGGUGAAAGAGUUUCUGGAGAGAAUGUGGCGUGCCAGAUGUAGGAAAAAUUAGGAUAGAGGAUGCUGUUCGUUUCCCUUUUUUUUUUCCCCCCUUUUACAGGAGUUGCCGAUCCAAAGGCCUGGCUCAGGAGUGAUCCUUUGUUACCUGUACCAUCAAGAUCAAGAUCAUGCAACAGCGGUACAAUCACACUGUGCAGCAAAACUCGAGCGAAAUUUGCAAACAUCAGUAAAGCGGUAUUGCCAUCGUAGUUUAUCCUCGCAGCAUAAGGCGGAUUUUCAACAGAAGUAAACGCGUGUAAGCCAGCCGUGGUAAUUUAUCUGCCAGCUGAGUGCAGGGUUGUGUUGUGGUGCAGCUCGUCAGUCUCUCGUCAAGCCAUCGCCAAACUAUCAAGUCAUCGCCAGUCUAUCACCAAACUACUGUCAAACUAUCACUAAGCCAUCGCCAAGCUGCCAAGAAGUCAUUGCCAAAAUAUCACCAAGCCAUCGACAGACCACUGACGAGCAAUCCCGAGCCACUGUCAGCUAUUACCAAAUCACUGCUUAAGGACUGCCAAACCAUCACUAAGCCGCCGCCAAGCCAUCACCACCACCAUGAGCAAAAGUGACAGUGAGAUGGUCAGCUUCAGCUCAGUGGAGGUGCUGUCCCUGUACACCACCAUGGUCCUCAAGCGCCUCAUCACAGCUGUCCAGCCUGUGGAGGCAUGUCCGGCUCUGCCCCGCCACCUGACGCGGCCUUCCAAGGAAUUAGGAGAAGGAGCAGCAGUGUUUCUUCAAGGACGAGGUCUCUUUCCCGGGAUUGUAGCGGCAGUUCCUCUGAUUUUUCGCCUCGGCACAGUCGGCGGCAUAGGAGUCGCCGCCGUCAAGACCAAGAACACGUGCCGCCCCACCAUGUCAACAAACCGGCUCAACCACAUGGAAGUGCACAGAAUCUUCCUCUGCACCAGGCAUCGGCUUCUGUGCCUACAGCUCCCGAACCUUCAUGGCGUUUAGUGUUGGAUGAGUUGGCGGUAUUGAAAGGUGAGGUAGCGAAACUUCGUGUUAACACACAUACUCACCCUCCUCCGUUACCUGAGGAUCAUCUUCCGGGUACUUCAGGAACACACCACACAGUUUCACCUCCAUUCUCGGGCUUUAAUGACUCCAGCAGCGAGGAUGGGGAGAUUAGAGAGGUGUCACAAAGGGGCAGUGUUUUGCAACAGGCAGCCAAGGCUUUGGGGCCCCCUGACAGUGUUUCUGCAGAUAUUGACCAACAGGUGGCAGUUAUGGUUAAUCAGUUGUUUGACAACGGUAUGCAAGAGGAAGACUACAGGGUCAUCUUGGAGGAAUCAGCCACCAGACGACCUGCAUUGGCGCCUGUGGAAUGUAACCCGCAGAUUUUGGGUGCCUUAAAGACUGACGCGAAGAAAGCUGAUUUUCGUCUUAAGGACGUAAGUGGUGACAUUCUCAAGGCAGGUACCAUUUUAACUAGGUCACUUCUAGCCCUGGAUGUAGUGGCACAGGAGAGUGACCACCCCGCUGUUGUGCAGGAAGUAGGUAUGAUUAACGGCGCCUUGGCGUUGUUGGGUCAUGCCAAUCACAGGUUGAAUUUGGCUAGACGUUUUCUUAUGAAAAGGGAAAUUAACCAGAAAUAUUCCCACUUAUGUGCUGAUAAGGUCCCCAUGUCGCGUUUCCUGUUUGGGGAUGAUGUGUCUCAAUCGGCCAAGCAGAUCGAGGACACAGAAAAGUUAAAGAACAAGUUCUCCCUCAAGAAACCGGCAUACCCUUGGAAAACCACCAGUGGCAGGUCACGUGGCUACUGGGGGCGAACGUGGCAUAGAAACUCCGCAAUGAGGUUCCAACCCUAUGGCCUGCAGAGGUCAGGCGCCAGGACGGGACAACGUCAACUACCAGCGCGGCAGGAUGCGGACUCAAAAAACGCCAGGAGCCGGGGUCCACAGAGACCCUGGCAGUAGUGGAGGACUGUCUGCCACAUCUGAUCCGUGUGUUGGAGUUUAACCUGAACAACAUGGGGGUGGACAGGAGGUGGUUCUUUGGCACACUCAAGGACCAUGCACGGCUGUUCAACUAUGAGUGGAGACUGAACAAUAUGGAUGGGCCAGAUAGAGGAAUUGUAGCAUACGACACAUUUCUCCUGGUGGUAUUCCUCAGACUAGGGGUGGAGAAGCUCUGGAUGACUGGAGGAGCCUCUAUCCACAGUAGUAUGGUGAUGGCGGAGCUGGCUGCCCUCUACUACCCUAAGAAACCCACGUUUGCUCUAAAGUACCUGAAUCAGUGCCAUGGACUCUUUGACUAUCUGUCUAGCCAUUCACCUGGUUUGGAGGAGGUGUACAUCCCACGCAGUGAUGUGACAGCCUUUCAGAACUGUAUGAAAUUCAAGAACCUGCGUGUGCUAGAGCUGGAUGGUCGCAUCUCAGACAAAGUGUUGUGUGGUGGCCUCUGGAACAUUAACAAAAAGAGUGACAAGGUGCUGGAAAUGGCCCUAAAGGAGACUAAGGGGCUUGACAGCUGGGUGCUGUCUCUCCCUCACCUGGAGGUGCUGCGCAAUAAUUUUAUUGACCAACACUCAAACUCUAUGCGUGUGUCUCUUGGGGCAGCAGCAUUGCUCAUCCAACCCAAGAUGGAGGCUGUGGAGGUUGUGGCAUCCUGGGACACCACCACGGCCAUCAUGUACCUCUUGGACACUGAAGCAAAGAUGAAGAAUGCUUCCACGGAUGACCGUAAAUUUCAGCUAAGAAAACUCAUGAUAUUCUACACUGAGGAGAUUGAUGAUGAGUGGCUGCAGCGGCUGUUUAAUGCAUGUCCUCGCCUCAGUGACCUCUGCCUUCUGGAGAGUGAAAAAAUUCUGUCCCACUUAGAUGUCUUUAUUGAGCUCUUCCACACAGUGCCACUGAGGAAGCUGGAAUUGGACACAGCAAACAUGAAACCAUUAGACCUGGCAGCACUUCUGGUGGCAGCUCCUAACUUGACCGAUCUCACACUACAUACUACACCUCUUGAUCUUUUAAAGUACCACAACUUACCCAAUAAUUCAUGCAUAAGCCUGCCUCGUGCUCUUGAGUCUUUGACACUGAACUUUGCUGCUACUGAGAUAAAUCAUGAGAAGUGUGCAAGUGAGAUAUUCAUUGAAGAAUUUAAGCAAAGGAUGAAGAGCUUCCUGUCAAAAUUUGCCUCUGUGAAUGCACUAAAUCUGUACAAUACAUCAUGCCUCCCUGCUUCCUAUAUGGUAUUUGGAAGCAUAGAAGCUGCAUUAGAAGAGUUACUUAAUUUGAAACACAUCACUGUUAUUGCCUGUGAUUAUACACAUUGGGAGGACAAUCAACUUGAUGAGGAUAUUGACCACAGCUCUCCCUUUUUGAGACAUCUUUAUGGUCCAUCACAUUACUCUAAGGUCCGCCUCCUGCUUCCCCUCCUUCAGAGAGAAAAAACUUUCCCAUCUUUGUGCAAAUUGGAAUCCCUAGAGCUGGACGCACUCUACCUUUCACCAAGAGUGGACCGUAUGGUUGCAGCCUUGAGAGCCUCAGGGGUGCUGGUGAACACUUUUAACUCUGGCAACAUGUAUCCAAUUAGUGAGUGCUUCCUCAACAAAAUUGACAGAAAGAAAUAUGCCAAAUAUGCAAAAUUGCUUUCGAGUCAUUUCCAGCAUAAUUAUGCUCAUUAACAUUAAGAACAUUAAGAAUUAAUUAAAUCUGGUAACUUAAUUUUAACAAAGUACUUCAGGUAAUCAUGUUUAUAAAAAUUAUAAUUUCAUUAAUAUUCAGAGUUUUAUUUUUUGUAAUAUUAUUAUUAUGUUAUUAUUACUUAUGUUUGAUACUGUGUGUAAAGAGCAAAAGUUUGAAUUGAAUUUUGGAGUGACAAAUACUGAGCUGGAGUAAAAUGCACCAAGGAAUGGGAAAGUGGGCAAAAUUGAGGAAAAAUUUAGGAGACUUACGUAUUCCUGUCUUGGCUGGGUCAUACACAGUGAGAACAGUGAGAGGAAGAGCAGUGAGAGGAAGAGCUAUACACAGGAGGAAGACAGCAAGAAUUUGAAGCACACAAUAAAAGAAGAGACAGUCAGUAUAGAGACAAAAAUGGGACUGCAUGGGUUUGAAAUUUAACGUAAAUUUCAAGAAUGAUACAAUAUAAUUCAGUGUUAAAAUUUAUUUACAUAUUGGGAAUUUUUAAAAUAUUUGCCUCAAACUGAAUCAACUCUCUGGAAGUAGGGGAAGGAGCCAUCAACCAGAUUUUUUCCCUCAUUGACAGCUCAGUUUCCCUCAGACAGAUGUACAGUUUUUACCUUCUACCAUAACAAUCUUUCCCACUCUGGCUGAGAUAUUGCUUUCAAGAUUAAGUGUAGACAGUGGAACUCUGACAAUGGAUUACUUUUAAAUCAGCUGUCAUCCAUGGCUACAUACACUAUCAGUAAGCCCCACCACCAGUCUUUCUCAGCUAGACCUCCACUGCCUAUAGCCAAGUACUCUUUGGCUCACUGUGGAUGGCUCUUUGUUGAUCAGUACGUAGCUAGGAAAACCUUGCAUUGAUUGAGAACUCAGUAAUAGGAUUUAUUUAGCUGAAUUUAUAACCAAUCUUAAAAAAAGAUAACGUUACUUAUUUUCUGUUGUAUGGUUUACAACUGAAAAUCACGCUUUGUUUCUAUUUAUUUUAUUUUUAUUUCUCCUAAAUUUAUGGUAUAUUAAACAUUUUUCUUUUUUGAGAUUUAUAUUUAAGAAUGAGUGCAUCAUUCUUGAGCCCUGUUUGUACUUAUCUUUUAGAAUAUUUAUAUUUAUUUUUCCAUUGUAGUGUGGAAUAAUUGUAGUAACUGUUAUGUUGAUAUUUGGUUGUGGAUUGGAAGAUGGAGACCAAAGAGCAAAUAAGAGGUUGUUGAACUGAGUUACUUGAGAAAUGCCUGUGGUGUGAAAAGAAUAGAAAAGAAAAGAAAACAUGGUUGAAAUCAUGGAAGUAUGCAGUCAUCCCUGAAAAUCCUUUGGCGUUAAGUAACAGAAACACCCAUGGAUAUUGAAAAAUCUAUGGAUGUAUACUACCUUUAUAUUUACAGUACACUUGAAACAAAAAGCAAAUAAUGAUCGAUAAUGAUUUAGCCUCAGUACAGUUGAUAUAAGCACUGUCUUUGCUGAUAAAAUAAAUGUUCCAUGAGUAGCAUCACCCCAUUGUUCUGUAUACUUUUCUACAAGCAAUUAAAAGGGAAAGAAAAGAUAAGAAA
Scylla paramamosain (green mud crab) is the source of this 6027-nucleotide messenger RNA. RefSeq lists its product as uncharacterized. The transcript is spliced from 12 exons. The record is from RefSeq and is a predicted model, not a curated record. Bases 2836 to 4488 code for a protein of 550 amino acids. NCBI's taxonomy places the organism in Eukaryota, Metazoa, Arthropoda, Malacostraca, Decapoda, Portunidae.